Molecule: messenger RNA, 2784 nt
Organism: Paralichthys olivaceus (Japanese flounder)
Lineage: Eukaryota; Metazoa; Chordata; Actinopteri; Pleuronectiformes; Paralichthyidae
Gene: hal
Product: histidine ammonia-lyase
Biological process (GO): L-histidine catabolic process
Cellular component (GO): cytoplasm
Molecular function (GO): histidine ammonia-lyase activity
Source: RefSeq, a predicted model, not a curated record
CAGCUGAAGGUGAUGGGCUGCGGAGCGACAAGCAGCGCUCACUGCAACAGAGUCACGCUGAAGCGCAAUGCCUCGUUUUACUGUCCACAUCCGCGAUGAGUGGCUGGCGGUGCCAUGCCGGGACACAACCAACACCAUCCAGUGGCUCGGACUCGAGGCGCUUAAACGUUACAUUAAGAACAAACCGGACAACGGCGGCAUCACGGCGGUGAAGGACACUCGGUUCGUGGUGCGAAGGUGCCAGGGUUUGGGUUUGCUGGACGCGGAUGACACCAUCGAGGAUGUACUGGAGGAUAACGACUUUGUCGAGAUCGCUAUAGAAGGAGAUACCAUGUCUCCUGACUUUAUCCCGUAUGAGCCUGGAGUUUCUCAUCUUACAGCAGCAUAUAAAGAACCUGGAGACUUUAUUUCCCUGGAUGGGAACAGCCUGACAUCUACAGAUUUGGUCAACCUAGGCAGGGGACUGUACAAGAUAAAGCUGACUCCAGAGGCAGAGAGAAAAGUUGUGCAAGCCAGAGACCUUUUGGACACCAUUGUCAAAGAAAACAAAGUUGUCUAUGGAAUCACAACAGGAUUUGGCAAAUUUGCCCGAACUGUCAUUCCUGUCAGCAAGCUCAAGGAGCUGCAGGAGAACUUGGUGCGUUCACACUCAGCAGGUGUGGGAAACCCGUUGAGCCCUGAGAGAACCCGCAUGUUGCUCGCUCUCAGGAUCAAUGUCCUGGCCAAAGGGCACAGUGGGAUCUCUCUGGAAACCCUUCAUGCCAUGAUCCAAGCCUUUAAUGCUUCCUGCCUCUCCUUUGUCCCAGAGAAGGGAACAGUGGGUGCUAGCGGAGACCUGGCACCACUCUCUCAUCUGGCUCUAGGGCUGAUGGGAGAGGGUAAAAUGUGGUCUCCAAAGAGUGGAUGGGCAGAUGCCAAAUAUGUCCUUGAGGCCCAUGGACUGAAGCCAAUAUCACUAAAGCCUAAAGAGGGUCUUGCUCUGAUCAACGGGACCCAGAUGAUCACCUCUCUGGGGGCAGAGGCCAUGGAGCGAGCCCAGGCGAUCGCCCGUCAGGCUGACAUCAUCGCUGCCCUCACCCUGGAGGUGCUAAAAGGAACCACCAAGGCUUUUGACAGUGACAUCCAUAUGCUGCGGCCUCACCCAGGACAGAUAGAGGUGGCCCAACGCUUCCGCUCGCUGCUGGACUCUGAUCACCAUCCAUCCCAAAUUGCAGAAAGCCACCGUUUCUGUGACCGAGUCCAGGAUGCCUACACCAUGCGAUGCUGUCCUCAGGUUCACGGAAUUGCCACCGACACAAUCAACUUUGUCCAGAACAUCAUCAAUACAGAAAUCAACAGUGCCACUGACAACCCUAUGGUGUUUGCCGAAAGAGGUGAGACCAUUUCAGGUGGGAAUUUCCAUGGAGAAUAUCCAGCAAAGGCCCUAGACUUUUUAGCCAUUGCAGUCCAUGAGCUGGCGUCUAUCAGUGAGAGGAGGAUCGAGAGGUUGUGUAACCCCUCCCUGAGCGAGCUGCCUGCCUUCCUCGUCAACGAGGGGGGACUCAACUCAGGAUUCAUGAUUGCCCACUGCACUGCUGCUGCAUUGGUUUCAGAGAAUAAGGUUUUGUGCCAUCCAUCUUCUGUGGACUCCUUGUCCACCAGUGCUGCCACAGAGGACCAUGUGUCUAUGGGAGGCUGGGCUGCCAGGAAGGCCCUGAGGGUCAUUGAGCAUGUGGAGCAAGUUCUUGCCAUAGAGCUGCUGGCGGCCUGUCAGGGUAUCGAGUUCCUCCGCCCACUUCGAACCACCACUCCACUGGAGAAGGUCUAUGAACUCGUGCGCAGUGUGGUCAAACCGUGGAUUAAAGACAGGUUCAUGUCUCCAGACAUCGAAGCUGUUCACCGCCUCCUACUUGACCAGAAGGUGUGGAAUGUGGCCAAACCUUACAUUGACAAGUAUCAGACGGAGUACAUCCCAGAGUCCCGCCCCGUCUCCCCCACUGCCUUCUCCCUGGACUCUCCAGCAUCGCCGAGGAAGCGUGUCCGACAUGAGUAAAUGCAUUCUUUUUUUAUUUUACAAAGACUUUUGUGAAUUUCAAUGAACCAAAGUAUUUGAUUUAACAUUGAUUUGAAGAUGCAAUAUUGGUUUUCCUUCUGUUGACUAUAUUCAUAUUUAGAUAUUUGACAUUGAAUUUUUAAUAUUUGAGGAUAUGUUGAUAAGAUAAGAAAUGGGAAUAAUAUAUAUACACACAUUUAGUGACCACCAAUAAUGACACCAGUAAAAUCGAAUCCAACAGCCUCAGCGUAAAUAUUUCCUUUGCAAAGAUUAUAAUGUUCACUCUUCAUUGACACUGUCAGCAAAGUAUGAGUUUAACUGUAUAUUUAUAGUUUAGAGUCUAGUUUGCAGUAAUAACUCAACUGUUUAACUUUGAGAAAAUGGGGUCAGAAUUUCAUAAGAUUGUAUGGGUGUAGUUAAUAAAGUGGCCACACAGUGUAUGUUUCUAUGUAGUAAUUGUUGGGUGUUGAACUUGUAUCCUGUAUAUCCACUGCCCUAUGCCACGAUGCAUUAGAGUUUUACCUAUGUACACUUGUGUUGUCCCUUAAAACUGUUUUUAAUUUAGUUGUUCUUGCCACACUACCUCAGCCAUUUUCAUAUCAAAUCUUUUUAAUGAUGUAACACAAACAUUACUCUGAUUAAAUGUAGUUUUUCUGCUUUAAUCAUAUGAAAUCUUAAAUGAUUUUCAUCUAUAUGUUUUCACACAUAAAUUUUUUCAUCUAUAUGUUUAGAUAACAAUAAAAGUUUCAGCA